AUGCGAGAUGCAUCGAGUGUGGGGAAGGCUUGGACUGCCCAGCGCUCGCCACGCUCCAGGGACUUCGGUCCGGCAGCUCGAACCUGGGCCCACAGUGUGGCGAGCAUCCUUCCCGGAUUCUACAGCAGCAUGGCGGAGCCGCUGGACCUGUAUCGCUGCGUCGAGGCCGCUACAGGCAUGCGCUGUCCGGGUGGCAUGCCCGCAACUUGUACGGGACUACUGAACAACACGGCCUGCACCGAUUGCCCCAGCGGAAGGCACUGGGACAGGUCUGAGGGACAGUGCGAGGAGUGCACGCCCUGGCAGCAACUAGGUUGGAUCCUCGCAGUCGCAGUGUUUUUGGCUGGCCUGGUCAUGGUCUACUACAUGAUGACUGCUCAAAAAACGGCCAAGGCCUCCGUGCUCUUUACAACGACAUGUGCCUUCGGGAUGACCAUCUCGUCGCUACAAGCCGUCGGCAUCAUUGGGACGAUGACCGUUCGAGUACCUGAAGGUUUGAAAGACAUCUAUGCAUUUCUUCAGGUAUUUCUGCUGGACUUUGAUAACUUUGCUUUCACCUGCGUCGCAGGUGGUUCGGCCCCCGCUCGCUACAUCGUGUCGGUCCUUGUCUUCCCGGGUGCUGUGUGCUGGCUCGUGAGCUGCCACUACACAUCGAAGCUCCUCCCCAAGAGGCUCCGCUGGGAAGGCAGCAAGACGAAAAGCACGAUUGGAGAUCACGCCGUCAUGCUAGUCUGCGGCCUGUUGCUCCUCUUGGUGGGCGUCAUGGGCUUCCUGGCAGUAUGCACCUAUGCCGUGAUCGUGGUGCCGAGAUGGAGCAGGAAUGGGCUGCACGCCAAUGUGAAAGCCUUCAGAUUCCUCCUUUUCCGCUUUCGGCUGGACUCCCGGUGGUUUGGAGUGCUGUUGCUGUUACGGGGUCCACUGAUGUCGCUCCCGAUCGCGUUGGCGACGGACUAUCCGCCUGUCCAG
This is a messenger RNA of Symbiodinium sp. CCMP2456, 966 nucleotides long. The record is from the annotation of a GenBank genome assembly. NCBI's taxonomy places the organism in Eukaryota, Dinophyceae, Suessiales, Symbiodiniaceae.